AUGGAGUCAUUUCAGAAGCUCAAGCGCCGCACGACGGAUCUUGUGGAGAACAACUCUUGGAACCUCCCUUCAAUGCCCAAGGUGCAGAUGCCAAACAUCAGUAUGCCAAGCAUGCCCAACAUGCCAAAUAUGCCGAAUCUGCCCAAGUUCGGCUCCGACUCCUCUGCCAUGAAGGCAACCUGGCAGUACGUUUCGGUUCCACCGCUCCCCAGGUCAUCGCACUCCCUCAAUGUCGUGGGCGGCUCUGCCUAUAUCUUUGGCGGCGAGGUCGAGGCAAGAAAUCCCGUAGACAAUGACAUGCACGUCAUCACACUGCCAUCUAGUGGUGCCCCCGCGGAUUACUACACGGUCAAGGCCAAACAAUCUGCCAAGAAUGUGCCGGUCACAGAGACGGAAGAUGCCAUCGCUGAAGAGGGCGAGCCCCUGUCCGAGGUGCCUCUCUCCUCUCCGUUACCCACCGACUCAUCAGAAGACAAGGGCAAAUCGCCCGACCUGCUCAGCGCCGAGGUGCCCUCGCCCCGAGUCGGGCACGCCACCGCUGUCAUUGGCAGCCGUAUAUUCAUGUUUGGCGGGCGCAGCGCUGCCGCCGAGACCCUGGAUGAGAAUGGCCGCGUCUGGGUCUUUGAGACCAAGACCAACACGUGGUCCUUCCUGGACCCGCACCGCGAGAGUCCCUCGGCUCCGGCACGAUCCUACUUUGCAGCCGUGGCAACGGACAAGCCUCGCGAAUUUGCGCCGCGCGGACCCCGGCGUACCGAGUCCUGGAAGGAAUGGGCCGAGGGCGACAGCGCUGAUGCCGGCAUUCCGCAACGACCAAUUGUAGGCAACGUGGCGGCCCAUGCGAGCGACGAGGAGGAGGCUGGGUUCGGUACUUUUAUCGUGCAUGGCGGCUGCCUCAAGGAUGGUUCUCGUGUCAAUGAUCUUUGGGCCUUUGAUGUGAGGAGCCGGACGUGGAAGGAGCUGCCUACCGCUCCCGGAAAGCCGAGAGGUGGCGCUGCCUUGGCCAUUGCCAAGAGCCGCCUGUACCGGUUCGGUGGGUUCGAUGGCGAAAGCGAGAUUGGAGGCCAGCUGGACGUUCUGGAGCUCGGCGUCGAGUUGUUUGACGACCGUGUCAGCAGAGGCGAGGUGGGAAUCUGCGCCAAGGGUAGCUGGAUCACCUUGACGCCGUCUGCGCCCCAGACACAAGGCGAGAAGGGCACCCUGGUGCCAGAAGAGUGGCCGGGUGCCAGAUCGGUGAGCGGCAUGCACCUCGUCAUGGGCGGUGGCGGCCGCGAGUAUCUGGUCCUACUGCUCGGCGAGCAGACGCCUUCAGGUGCUGGCCACGAGGCCGCGGGCCAAUUUUGGAGCGAUGCCUGGGCGUUCCAGGUCCCGCCCAUCGGUAUGACGGCUGCAAGCUUCAAAGACGCCUUCUUGCAGGCAACGGGCCGCAAGACAGGCGAGGGCAAGUGGUCGAGACUCGAUCUGGAACCAUAUGACGAUGAGGUCGAGGCCGAUGCCCGCGGUCCCGGGGCAAGAGGCUGGUUUGCUAGCGCUGCCUUGGGUGAUCAGGACGAAACCGGUAUCGUACUGCUGGGCGGCAUCGAUGAGAGAAAUCAGAGGCUGGGCGACGCAUGGGUCUUCCGGCUUGGUGAGGCCAAGGCUUACACAGGUUAA
This is a messenger RNA of Pestalotiopsis fici W106-1, 1653 nucleotides long. RefSeq lists its product as uncharacterized. Lineage: Eukaryota; Fungi; Ascomycota; Sordariomycetes; Amphisphaeriales; Sporocadaceae. The coding region runs from base 1 to 1653 and encodes 550 amino acids. The transcript has a single exon. The record is from RefSeq and is a predicted model, not a curated record. Gene Ontology annotation, molecular function: protein binding.